CAUCAACCUGAAUCAUCCCGGGUUCUGCUUUGGGAAAAUGACCCAGCUAAUGACUUCACGUUAGAUGCUCUAUAUAAGUCGAGGAAAAAACCAGGCAUUCGCAGAGCGCACAGGCUGGAUUUAAUCAAAGCCGGGAAACGACCUCGGAAGGGAUUACGGUCGAGUGAGCACCACAGUUAUGUCACAGCCAGACCCUGUGAAAAAGAAGCGUCCUCCAGUGAAGGAAGAAGACCUCAAAGGAGCCAGAAGAAACCUUUCCAAAAACCAGGAAAUUAAAUCCAAAACCUACCAAGUGAUGAAGCAGUGUGAACAAAUGGGCUCUGCAGCACCCUCCAUAUUCAGCAAGGAUCGGACAGGGGGUGAAACAGUCUUUGAGAAACCGAAAGAAGAACCGGCCAAGAGCGUCUUUGGCUGAC
Molecule: messenger RNA, 416 nt
Organism: Egretta garzetta (little egret)
Lineage: Eukaryota; Metazoa; Chordata; Aves; Pelecaniformes; Ardeidae
Gene: MUSTN1
Product: musculoskeletal, embryonic nuclear protein 1
Exons: 3
Coding region: 179-415 (78 amino acids)
Biological process (GO): chondrocyte proliferation; tissue regeneration; chondrocyte differentiation
Cellular component (GO): nucleus
Source: RefSeq, a predicted model, not a curated record